This is a messenger RNA of Rotaria sordida, 2433 nucleotides long. The record is from the annotation of a GenBank genome assembly. Lineage: Eukaryota; Metazoa; Rotifera; Eurotatoria; Philodinida; Philodinidae.
AUGAUGCCAACAGUUGUUAUACAGACAACAGAUAAAUCCGUCGAUAAUGACGAUACACAUUCAAAAUAUAAAUUAUAUGGAUGGGGAAAUUUUCGAAUUAGUAGUAUAUUAAGUCGACCUUUAUUUGCUUAUAUUAUAUUAUGUACGUGUAAUUUUGUUCAAAAUUUUUCUGUUAAUGGUGCAAAUAAUGCAGUUAUAUCAACACUUGAACGUGUAUUCUAUUUAAAUAGUGUUCAAUCUGGUCUUUUUUUGGCAUUUUACGAUUUAGCAACAGUAUUUUCAUCACCAUUAGUUGGUUAUUUAGGUAGUCGAUAUUCAUCACCAAUAUUUUUUUCAAUAAAUAUGAUUAUUGUUGGUAUUGGAAAUAUGUUAAUUGCUUCGAGUAAUUUUGUUUAUCAAGAUACAAGAUUUAAUUUAAAUUCUGAAUUGAUAGAGCUUUUAUCAACAGAUUAUGAUCUUCUUUAUCAAUGCUAUAACGAUCCAUUUAAUGAAAAAAAUAUGACAGAUCUAUCAUGUCCAAGACAAGGACAUUUAUCAAGAAAAUCUGAAAAUGCUAAAUUUCUCUUAUAUGUUGGUAAUUUUAUUAAUGGUCUUGGAAGUGUAGCUUUAUUUACAAUUGGUAUUGCUUAUAUUGAACGAAUAUUUCCACGUGACAAAGCAGCUUAUUGUCAAGGAAUUUAUUUUGCUGUCGGUACUGUUGGUGGUGCUCUUGGCAUUGUUAGUACAGGUCGAUUUUUAUUAAUGUAUACAAAACUUACACCUAGAAGACGACUUCCGUCUUGGUUAACACCUAAUCAUCCACUUUGGAUUGGAUGUUGGUGGUUACCUUAUAUUAUUUAUGGUGCAUUAUGUUUUGUUAUUGGAUUAUUUGUAUCUGGCUUACCGAAUUUUGAAAAACCUGGUAAAAAGCAUACGACUGACACGUCUACUUUAGCUUUACCUGCUCAAAAUGAUUCCAAUUUAUCAAUUCCUCAACUUGUUCGAGAAAAUAGUGCAACUAGUAUUUCAAUGCUUAGCUCAUGUCCACAAACACCUGCCUUAAAUAAUGAUUCAUCUGAAUUAAAUUCUGAUUCAAAAAAUCAAUUUGAAAAUACACUUCCGUCUUUGAAACCUCUUAUUAACGAAUAUCGUUUAUCAAAUCGAAAAUUACGUCAAUUGAGUCCACUUGAACACGAUUCAACAACAAAUUUAUCAUUAAACAUGAAAAAUACUAAAGAGAGUUAUAUUAAUCAUGCAUAUUCCAUGGAAUCGGUUUAUAAUCAAAUGCCCAUUACUGAUUCAAUACCAUUGCCAUCAACUACGACUAAUUCAAUAUCACCAGUACCAUCAUCAUCAACAACAACAACAACAACAACAACAACAACUGUCUCAUCAUCUCCUCAAAUACCAAAACGAACAAUAUCUCAGAAUUUGAAACAUAUGUGUUCUGUUAUUGGUGAAUUGAUGAAAAAUACACGAUAUAUUUGUAUUAUUAUUGCAAACUUAUUUGAAGGAAUUUUAAUCAAAGGAUUUGUACCAUUUAUUACAAAAUAUUUUGAAUAUCAGCAUCAAUUAGAUACAUCUACAGCUACAUUAGUGACUGGUGCAAUUGCACUACUAUCAGUUAUUAUUGGUUGUCCACUUGGUGCCUGGUGUUUAAAUAAAUUUGGUUGGACACCUAUGCGAUGUGCACGCAUUUGUGGCAUAGUAUUUACAAUUUCAUCGUUUUUAUUUCUAUUUCUUACAUUCUCAUGUCCGGAACUUAAAUUUGAAUAUUCACCUUGUACAACAAAUAAUACAGCUUGUUGUCAAAAUGUAUAUCGUCCAGUUUGUAUGGUAAAUAAUACUCGUAAAAUGUUUUUAUCACCAUGUCAUUAUGGUUGUACCAAUCAAACAACACUUUCUGAUGACAAUACUAAUUAUUAUUCAUCAUGUAAUUGUGCAGGUGAUUCAACAGUAAGAUUAACUGAAACAGCUUGUCGAUUUCGACGAAUACCUUGUAUUAUGAUCUUUGCUUUGACAAUGACAGGUGCUACACUUGUUGUUUUCUUUACAGCAUUUAUUCAAGUUCCAUUAUUACAAGUACUUCUAUAUAGUGUACCACUUCCAUAUCAAAGUAUGGCACUUGGUCUUCGUCAAACCAUUGUUCGAGUUUUAGGUCAAACAACAGGUCCAUUAUUAUUCGGUUUUGUUUUUGAUCAAUCAUGUUUAGUAUGGCUUACAGAUUGUUAUGGACGACAAACAUGUAAAGUAUAUGACAAUCGUCGAAUGGGUAUAUCCAUGGCUUUAUCAGGUUUUUCAACACGAAUAAUAUCGGGUAUUGCGUGUAUUAUUGUAUUUAUUCAUUGGAAAUCAAAAGUUUCUAAUGAAGUUAUAAUUUCUACAAAUUCAUUGGCAAUAGCUACAAAUAAUUCAAUAGAUAAAAAAGAAAAUGGUGAAGCGACAAAAUUAUAA